AUGCUUCGCGCCUCCCCCAAGCCCGAGGACGACGACAAGAAGCCCGAGGUUGUGGCGUUUCUGCGCCGGGACACCGCCCGCCAGCGACCCAAGCAGGGGAUGCUGGUGUACCUGGCCGCCGCCGCCACCACCGAGGGCCCCGCGUGGUUGACCCGGUCGCACAUCGCCACCAAGUACGAGGCCUACGCCACGACGAAGCCGCCGCGGGCGCUGGUGGUGGCGCCCGACUACGGCGCCUACGGUGGCAACGCCAGCGACGGCGCCGGCGCCCGGCGCCCGUUGAAACUACUGCGGCAGGCGCUCUACUGGCACACCCAGGGGCGCGGGCGCGACCCCGACGCCGUCGACGACGUCCUCAACGGCUACAACCCUCAGGCAGCCCCGGCGGACUACUACCACCCGCGAGAACAGCGCCAGACCUACCACACGUUCAAGUCCCACAUCCUGAACCGCGAGGACCGCGACAUCAAUCUGAUCGUGCGCCAGCACUAUAACCAGCGCACGAAAGUGCUGAAAAUCCAGGGCUCGCGAACCAAGCUGCCGAUAUACCGGUUGCGGACGUUUAACAAUGUCAUCAAGUAUAUGCUUCUAGGCAAUUUCGUCAAGCGGCGCCCCGACGCGCCGCUCACGUUUUUGGACUUGUGUUGCGGCAAAGGGGGCGACUUAUUCAAAUGCGAAUUCGUGGGCGUCGACCAGUAUAUAGGCGUCGACAUCUCCGACCAGCUGGUGCACGAGGCAUUCCACCGGUACUCGCAGCAGAAGGCGCGGUUCAAGCCGGGCCCGCACAGCCAGCGCGACCCGCGACGGUACAAUUUUGAAGCGUGUUUUGCUACGGGGGACUUGUUUUCAGUGGAGCUCCCCCAGAUCCUCGAGCCGAAUUUUCCCGGGAUCAUGGACAAGGUGUUCCCCGUCGACGCCGUGCUGAUCCAGUUCCUGCUCCACUACUCGUUUGAGACGGAGGAGAAGGUGCGCCAGCUUCUCGUCAACGUGCUGCGCUCGUUGCGGCCCGGGGGCACGUUUGUGGGGACUAUCCCAUCGCUGGACUUCAUCCGCGAUAAGAUCGUCCGCAAGGAUUUCCAGGUGAACGAGCUGAGCGAUCGGGUUAAAUUUGGUAACGACAUCUAUAGCGUGACGUUUGAUAACCACCCGCCCGUUGACGGGGUGUUUCGGCCGCCGUUUGGAAAUCGGUACGACUAUUUCUUACAGGACGCCGUCGAUAACGUCCCCGAGUACGUGGUGCCGUUUGAGACGUUGCGGGCAUUGUGCGAGGAGUACGGGCUCGUGCUCAAGUACAAGAAGAACUUCUUGGAGAUGUUUGCCGCUGAGAUUCCCAAGUACUUCUCCAAGUUGAACCGCAACUUGAUCGAAGGGUUGCAGCGCGACGACGGCAAGUACGGUGUCGAAGGGCUGAUGAAGGAGGCGGUGGCAUUUUACUUAGCAUUUGCCUUUGAAAAGGUGGGGUAA
Messenger RNA from Diutina rugosa, 1464 nucleotides. It is a transcript of the gene ABD1, whose product is annotated as mRNA (guanine-N7)-methyltransferase. Gene Ontology annotation, molecular function: mRNA 5'-cap (guanine-N7-)-methyltransferase activity. Gene Ontology annotation, cellular component: nucleus. Bases 1 to 1464 code for a protein of 487 amino acids. The transcript has a single exon. NCBI's taxonomy places the organism in Eukaryota, Fungi, Ascomycota, Pichiomycetes, Serinales, Debaryomycetaceae. Gene Ontology annotation, biological process: 7-methylguanosine mRNA capping. The record is from RefSeq and is a predicted model, not a curated record.